UUAGUGUACACACGUGUCGCGUGCGUGCUUUAGGGUUACCGUACGAUCAGUUACUUUUUGUUAAAAUAAUUUCGUCAAACUAGACUGAAGUAGGAAAAAUAAUUGAGUUUCAUCGUACUCUUUGAACAAUGGCGAAAUUAAGGAAACCGAAGAUCAGUAAAGUUAAAAGAAACAAUCAUAUGAAGACCAAACUAUCGAAGCAAGGAAAACUGAAGAGUAAACGUCACACACCAAAGAAGCAAUCUCAGAAACCACCAGCAUCACAUCCGGAACCAGUGGAACAGGAAGAGAGUGAUCACGGAGAAGAUUUACUGGAUAUGGUUGAAGAAGACGACCUGACAUUUUUACGGAAAUCAAUAUCCAACAAGUCUUAUAAUCUACUGAAUGAAAUUCAUCUAAAUAGGUCUGGUAAGGAACAAAGUGGAAGAAAAAGGAAGAAGACUGAAAAUAGCCAACCGAUAGAAGAAUUAUUCGAGAAUAAUAUUUCCAAAAUCGAGAAAGACGAUGCUGGAAAGUCGGUUCGAAUGUUGCUACCUGUAAAGACAAAGAAUGGACUCAUAGAGAGUCGUAUUGUCGAAGAAGAAAAUGAGGCAAAUGAGGAUAACGAAGAUAAUGAGAUUACGAGUAACAAUGAGGAAGAGAGCAGAGAGAGUGAUAAAGAGGGCAACAGUGACAUGGAAAUGGAGAUAAACGAACAUGAUAACCUGGAAGUAACGAAUAAACCGGUAUCCACUGUUAAACUGCUGGCGUGUCGUGAGGAGCUACUGAAGUCGAAACGUUUCAAGAUAGGUGUGCUCUCAAGCGGCAUCUUGGAAGAUCCAGAGCGUAAAAUCGGCAAUUUCAAGAUGCUGUUGGAUUUCAUGGACGAGAGAAGUCCAGAGAUUCACAUCACUGUGAGAAAACUGGCGAUGGUAUCUCUCUUGGAAAUAUUCAAAGAUGUGCUGCCAUCCUAUAACAUCCUACAAAUUCCUCAGGAGGGAGUCAAGUUCAAGAAGGAGACUCUCGCUCUACAGAAUUACGAGGCCACGUUGUUAAGAAAUUACAAGAGCUAUCUGCAGAGACUCGAGAGGAUGUCGAAGGUCCUGAGAAGGAGGAGAGGGGACACGCGACCGGUGAACGAACGGGAAGCGCAGCUGGGAGAGAUAUCCUUGUCUUGCAUGUGCGAGCUUCUCUCUGUCCAUCCGUACUUCAACUUCUCCAUUAACAUAGCGAACUACGUCCUCCCCUUCUUGGACAACAAACGCAGUAGCGUGCGAGAAAGAGUGGUGCAGUGCAUCUCUCAGAUAUUCAAGGAGGAUAAGCGCGGCGAACUGUCUCUCACAAUAGUCCGGAAAUUGAAUCAAUACAUCAAGGCUAAGAGACACUCGGUCUACCCUGAAGUAAUAACGGUGUUGCUGUCCCUUCGCAUAAAAGACGUGAAUCUGGACAAGGAGAAGGAAGAGGAGACGAAGCAAAGAAAGCUCAUGUCUCACAAACAAAGGAUCCUCGCGUUGAGCAGACGGGAGAGGAAGAAGGGCAAGAAGCUGCAGGAGGUGGAGAAGGAGUUGCUCGAGACGAAGGCCGAGGAGAACAAGCAGGCGAAACAGAAGAUGCUCACGGAAAUAACGAGCGUGGUGUUCACGAUAUAUUUCAGGAUCUUGAAACAAGCCCCCAGUGGCAAAGUAUUGUCCGCAUGCUUGGAAGGAUUGGCCAAAUUCGCCCACUGCAUCAAUAUAGAUUUCUAUCAGGACUUAGUGGGCGCUAUAGAUAGAUUAAUAGAAGAGGGUAACCUGGGAUUGAGGGAACAACUACAUUGUGUUCAAUGUAUAUUUACAAUCUUAUCUGGUCAAGGUACAGCGCUGAAUAUCGACCCGUGUAGGUUUUACGCGCAUCUGUAUAAAAAUUUGUUGAACGUCCACUGCGGGCGAACGCACGCGGAAAGUGAGAUUGUACUGAAGACGUUGAUACAAAUUCUCAUUCAUCAGAGGAGGAAGAUCACGCAGGCCCGCGUGGUGGCCUUCGUGAAGAGGAUAAGCACGUGGGCCCUACAGUCGCAGCACAACGCGACGCUGGGGACACUCGGUGUCGUCAAACAAGUCAUGCAACUCGGGAAAGCGGCGCACGGCCUACUGGACACCGAAUGCACCGGAGACGGUCAAUAUCAGCCCGAGAUCUUCGAGCCCGACUAUUGCAACGCGCACUGCACCGCGCUCUGGGAAAUAGUUGCGUUACAGGUACACAUCUUAUUCGAACGUGCUCGACUUGCUUCUUGCGCUGCUUCUCCUUCUCUGUUCGCCACACCAUACGUAAUCGAAAGAGAUAAUAAAAUAAUACACAAUACUCUUAUACAGCGUCACUAUCACAGUGUGGUACAACAAUUCGCUAAGAAUAUAGCAUACGAGGUACCUACGAGUGGUGAGGGUAGUCUGCCUACCGAGAUUGCAAAACUAGCACCGGACGAACUUUACACGAAUUACGACCCUGCGGGUGUAGCAUUUAAACCUAGCGUACCUGUGCCCAACAGGAAAACGGUCAAGAAAGCAUCGAUAAAUAAUAGUAGUACGAGCAGUAACUUAGACCAAUAUCUCAAUGCCGUUAACGUUGAAGAUCUGUUUGUAGGCGAACAUGUAGACUUUUACAAAGCCUAUAAAAGUAAUUUGUAAAAUGUUAUAAAAGAUGGAAUAUAUAUAUAUAUAUUUUUUUUUUGUGUUGU
Messenger RNA from Dinoponera quadriceps, 2692 nucleotides. RefSeq names its product nucleolar complex protein 3 homolog (gene Noc3). Gene Ontology annotation, molecular function: chromatin binding. Bases 129 to 2642 code for a protein of 837 amino acids. The transcript has 9 exons. Gene Ontology annotation, cellular component: nucleolus. Gene Ontology annotation, biological process: DNA replication initiation. The record is from RefSeq and is a predicted model, not a curated record. Lineage: Eukaryota; Metazoa; Arthropoda; Insecta; Hymenoptera; Formicidae.